AUGUUUACACUAUCUAUUUAUCUAUCUAUCUAUCUAUCUAUCUAUCUAUCUAUCUGCCUAUUAUUUAUCUAUCUCAGUCUGUUUAUAUCUAUCACAACCGUUCAUAUCUAUCUAUCUAUCUAUCUAUCUAUCUCAGCCUGUUCAUAUUUAUCUCCUUAUAGCAGCCUGUUUAUAUCUGCCUAUCUCAACCUGUUCAUAUCUAUCUAUUUAUCUAUCUAUCUAUCUAUCUAUCUAUCUAUCUAUCUAUCUAUCUAUCUACCUACCUACCUACCUACCUACCAAUAUGUGAAGUUUCUUUUUCUCGCUCUCUCUCUCUCUCUCUUUUCCUUCUACCGUUCUUUCUCUUCUCUUGGUUUCUUGCUAUCUAUCAUUCUGUCUGUUUUACGUCCUCUUUCUCUUUGUUUUCGUUUAUCCCUUUCUCUACCUCUCGCUAUUUUCAUUUCUUUCUCUCUCUCUCUCUUUCUUAUUGCUCGUUCUUUUGAGUCUCGUUCUCUCGUUUUCUCAUUCCUCUCCUUUUUGCAGUUCAUGCUUUCUUUUCUUCUCUUAGUUGAUUUCUCUUCUCUCUUUCUCUUUCGUCUCUUUUUUUGUUUAUCUGUUUUUAUUCUCUUCCUCGCUCUCUUUAAUAUCUCUGACUUUCUUUAUUCAAUCUCUCUCUCUCUCUCUCUCUCUCAUUCAACUUACUCUUUCUAUCUUCUCUAUUUAUUUCUCGUUCUCUUUAUAAUUAAUCAUUUUCCCUAUUUAUGCUUCCUUUUCUAUAUCUUUUCUCUCUCUUUUUUUUCUUUCUCCCUCUUUUCCCAUGAAAUUUUUUAUCUAUCUACCUCUCUCUCUCUCUCUCUCUCAUUUUCGGUUGUUCUCCCCUCCAUUUUAAUGUUUUUUCAUUCUCUCUAA
Messenger RNA from Acanthosepion pharaonis, 888 nucleotides. Lineage: Eukaryota; Metazoa; Mollusca; Cephalopoda; Sepiida; Sepiidae. The record is from the annotation of a GenBank genome assembly.